UUAACAGAGUGUAAAAUAGCUUUAAUUCUAUUUUUAGACGUGAGAUUUCUGACUGCUCAAAUCAUUUGGUAUUUUCCAUUUCUCCACGUCAACUUUGCUUCAAAGCAAAACUCUCUCUCACUGUCUCUCUCUAAUCUCCAUCUGUAUCUCUAAAUUUUCUGCUAAAUUUUACCAUGGAUUUCACAAAAACCAAACAAAACCCACCUCCCCAACCCCAAGUCCCACAUCUUCACGCGCAUCGACGGCGCGUGCACCACAUGACUGACUAACUGUAGCACCUCAAACUGAGUGACUGACACUCUGAUACAAACCCAAUUCCUCUUCAUUUGACAAACAUGGGCUGUUGUUUUUGUUGUUUUUCGUCUUGGUCACUUCUUUGUCAAACGCUGUUUCUUUUGAAUUUGGCUGCUUAUCAUUUAGCUCAUGCCUCAUCAGACAAGUACAUAUCAGCCAUAGGAGACCCAGGUAUGAAGAGCCCAGAUGUGAGAGUUGGAUUAGAAGCUUGGAACUUUUGCAACGAGGUUGGAAUGGAAGCACCCAACAUGGGUAGCCCCAGGCUGGCUGAUUGUGCUGACUUGGACUGCCCUUUGAUCAUUGAUUCCUUGGGCCGCACCACAAAGUGCGAAGUUCAUCACAAAGUGAAUGAAUCAGAUAACAGCUUAGGGACUGGUGAUAAGUUUCCUGUAACGAGAUUCAAGCCAUACACAGACCCUGACCUGUUUGCUGUGGAAAAGGAACAGUAUCUUGCUUCUCUGUGUGAGGUGCACGAUUCCUCAGAUCCGUGGUACUUCUGGAUGAUUAUGCUCAAGAAUGGAAACUUUGACAAGAAUACUACCCUUUGUCCUGAGAAUGGCAAGAAUGUCAGUAAAAUCAUAACAAAGAGAAAUUUUCCAUGCUUCAAUGAGGGGUGUAUGAAUCAACCACUUGUAUACCAUAAUUAUACAAGAUUGGUUUCUUUAGGGGACCAAAUAGAGUCUUUAACAGGGGGAUUUUAUGGAACAUAUGACCUUGAUGCCGAUUUAAGCAAAGGAGUGGGAAAUAAAUCAUACUUCUCAGUCACAUGGCAGAAGAAUUUGAGCACAGGAAGUUGGGUUUUCUCACAAAGAUUAACAACAUCUUCAAAGUAUCCUUGGCUUAUGUUGUAUCUACGUGCAGAUGCAACUGAAGGAUUUAAUGGAGGUUAUCACUACAGUGGCCGUGGAAUCAUAAGAAAGUUGCUAGAAUCUCCAAACUUCAAGGUAAAGGUGACACUUGAUGUCAAACAAGGAGGAGGGCCCAACAGUCAAUUUUAUCUUCUUGAUAUAGGAAGCUGUUGGAAGAACAAUGGAGAUCCAUGUGAUGGUGAUGUUCUGACAGAUGUGACUAGAUACAGCGAAAUGAUAAUAAAUCCAGCUACUACAAGCUGGUGCCGUGCUGAUAACCUGGUCUCCUGCCCGCCUUACCAUGUUAGUCGUACUGGUGAGAAAAUAUACAGAAAUGAGACAUCUCGGUUUCCGUAUUCUGCUUAUCAUCUCUACUGCAGCCCAGGAAAUGCCAAUUAUCUGGAGGAACCAUAUGAUAUCUGUGAUCCAUAUAGCAAUCCACAGGCACAGGAACUGGUGCAAAUUCUGCCACAUCCUGAAUGGGCUGUGAAUGGAUAUCCUGAAAAGCAAGGAGAUGGAUGGGUUGGAGACUCUAGGACUUGGGUGCUUGAUGUGGGUGCUCUCUCUAGUCGAUUAUACUUCUACCAGGAUCCAGGAACUGAACCAGCAAGGCGUGUAUGGUCUUCAAUUAAUGUUGGUACAGAGAUAUAUGUUAGCAGCACAGGGAUGACUGCAGAAUGGUCUGUCAGUGAUUUUGAUAUACUGAUUCCUGAAGAUGUUGCUAGCUCUGGUGUUAGCUUUGACUGAUCUCUGCACAUUAUAUUCACCUUUUCAUUUAGUAAAGAAUAAGUAAAUAGAGUAAGUAGAACCCAUUACACUUCUACUUAAACCACGUUAUCAUGUCAGCAGUAGAUUCAACACACAUACACAUGAUAAGUGUUGUGUAUACGUUCUCUUAAAUCCAGAUAAUCCUCCUGAUUUUCUUCGCUUUUCAACUAUAAACAUUGGAGCUAGCCUUAUGAUACCAAUUGUCAAUCAUAAAUAACUUUUCUUAGACUCCUCUUGGUUGCCAAGAAACUGAGGAAAUGCUAUUUGCUAAUCAUGUGUAUGUGUAUAAUUCCAUUUGUAAACUCCACUUGUGUUUGUGCUUAAUGUAACAUUUUUCAUUAUGUUGUACA
This is a messenger RNA of Quercus lobata, 2260 nucleotides long. RefSeq lists its product as uncharacterized. The transcript has 4 exons. The record is from RefSeq and is a predicted model, not a curated record. Bases 336 to 1889 code for a protein of 517 amino acids. Lineage: Eukaryota; Viridiplantae; Streptophyta; Magnoliopsida; Fagales; Fagaceae.